Messenger RNA from Manis pentadactyla (Chinese pangolin), 3736 nucleotides. RefSeq names its product zinc finger protein 746 (gene ZNF746). The record is from RefSeq and is a predicted model, not a curated record. The transcript has 7 exons. Gene Ontology annotation, biological process: regulation of DNA-templated transcription. NCBI's taxonomy places the organism in Eukaryota, Metazoa, Chordata, Mammalia, Pholidota, Manidae. Bases 152 to 2089 code for a protein of 645 amino acids.
CGGCGCGGGCCGGCCAGCGAGGAGCGCGGCGACGCGGACGGGGAAGCAGGGCCGGGCGGGCGCCGCCUGCGGAGAGGCCGGGGGCCGGCCUGCGUGGGGCCGCGCGCGGCGGCGGCGACUUCCUUCGGGCCCGGCCGGACAGCGCAGGGCCAUGGCCGAGGCGGCCGCGGCUCCGAUCUCUCCGUGGACAAUGGCAGCUACGAUUCAGGCCAUGGAGAGGAAGAUCGAAUCGCAGGCUGCCCGCUUGCUUUCCCUGGAGGGUCGAACCGGGAUGGCUGAGAAGAAGCUGGCCGACUGCGAGAAGACGGCCGUGGAGUUCGGGAACCAGCUGGAGGGCAAGUGGGCCGUGCUGGGCACCCUGCUGCAGGAGUACGGGCUGCUGCAGAGGCGGCUGGAGAACAUGGAGAACCUGCUGAGGAACAGGAACUUCUGGGUCCUGCGGCUGCCCCCGGGCAGCAAGGGGGAGGCCCCCAAGGUGCCCGUGACCUUUGAUGACGUGGCCGUGUAUUUCUCUGAGCAGGAGUGGGGCAAGCUGGACGAGUGGCAGAAGGAGCUGUACAAGCACGUGAUGAGGGGCAACUACGAGACGCUGGUGUCCCUGGACUAUGCCAUCUCCAAGCCCGAAGUCCUCUCCCAGACGGAGCAGGGGAAGGAGCCGUGCGGCUGGCGGCGUGCUGGUCCCAAAGUUCCGGAUGUUCCUGUGGACCCCAGUCCAGGCUCAGGGCCGCCAGUUCCUGCCCCUGACCUCUUAAUGCAGAUCAAGCAGGAGGGCGAGCUCCAACUCCAGGAGCAGCAGUCUCUGGGGGUAGAGGCAUGGGCAACCGGGCAUCCCGAUAUCGGAGAGGAGCCAUGGGGCCUCAGCCAGCUGGACUCCGGAGCAGGAGAUGUCUCUACAGAUGCUGCCUCCGGCGUCCACUCCAGCUUUUCAACCACUAUCCCUCCCACCUCCUGGCAGGCGGAUCUCCCUCCCCAUCACCCCUCCUCCGCAUGCUCAGAUGGGACACUGAAGCUCAACACAGCAGCCUCCACGGAAGCAGAUGUAAAAAUCGUGAUAAAAACAGAAGUCCAGGAAGAAGAGGUGGUGGCCACACCAGUGCAUCCUACUGACCUAGAGGCCCACGGAACCCUGUUCGGACCAGGCCAGGCCACCAGGUUUUUCCCUAGUCCUGUCCAGGAAGGAGCCUGGGAGAGCCAGGGCGGCUCCUUCCCCGGCCAGGACCCUGUGCUGGGGCUGAGAGAGCCCGCCCGGCCUGAGCGGGACCUGGGUGAGCUUAGCCCUGCCGUGGCCCAGGAUGAGGCCCCUCCAGGGGACUGGCUCUUCGGGGGGGUCCGCUGGGGCUGGAAUUUCAGGUGUAAACCUCCUGUGGGCCUGAACCCCAGGACUGGGCCUGAGGGGCUGCCCUACACCUCCCCUGACAACGGAGAGGCAGUGCUGGACCCCAGCCAGGCCCCAAGACCCUUCAGUGACCCCUGUAAGUACCCUGGCCGGACAAAAGGCUUCAGCCACAAGCCAGGCCUGAAGAAGCACCCGGCAGCGCCCCCGGGCGGCCGGCCUUUCACCUGCGCCUCGUGCGGCAAGAGCUUCCAGCUGCAGGUCAGCCUGAGCGCGCACCAGCGCAGCUGCGGGCCGCCUGACGGGGCGCCCGGGCCCGCGGGGGGCGCGCGGGACAGCAGCGCCCUGCGGUGCGGCGAGUGCGGGCGCUGCUUCACGCGGCCGGCCCACCUCAUCCGCCACCGCAUGCUGCACACGGGCGAGCGGCCCUUCCCCUGCACCGAGUGCGAGAAGCGCUUCACCGAGCGCUCCAAGCUCAUCGACCACUACCGAACGCACACGGGCGUGCGGCCCUUCGCCUGCACGGUCUGCGGCAAGAGCUUCAUCCGCAAGGACCACCUCCGCAAGCACCAGCGCAACCACGCGGCGGGCGCCAAGGGCCCCGCCCGCAGUCAGCCCCUCCCGCCGCUCCCGGCCGGCCCCCCGGACCCCUUCAAGAGCCCUGCCUCUAAAGGACCCUUGGCCUCCACAGACCUUGUGACCGACUGGACUUGUGGCCUGAGCGCCCUGGGACCCACCGACAGCGCGGACCUGUGAGGCGCCCUGAUAGCCGGGCUGCCCCGGCGCCCCGCCCCCUGCAGGCCGCAAGUGUAAAAAGCCCCGCUUCCAGCCGUCGGUGUGGUGGCCCAAGCUUAGAGGCAGGAGUGGAGACUGGGAGAGGCCAAUUUCCUGGUCGCUGAACUGAUCACUGGAACGAGAAACUAUCAAACAGUGCAGCUUCCACCUCUGAACAAAGUAGAAUUCUUUGGUUGCAAAACUGAGCAGCAUAGAAAUUUAAGUAAUUUAAUUAUGAAACUUUUUUUUUAACUCUUGAAGACAGCUGGAAAGUAGUAGUGGCCCCAGUUCAGACUUCACAGCGUACUUUUGGUUGCCCGAGCGUGUGUCUGCGGGCUGGGUCCUUAUCAAGUCUGACUGGGUGCUGAGAGGCUGGUCAGCUGGGGGUGCGGGCGAGCAGGGACCUGGACCUCCCCUGGCCCCACUGACUCCUAGGGAUGGGCUGGUCCUAGCACACAGUCCCCCAGGGCAUUGAGCCUCCACCUUGCCUGGGGCAGGGCUAGGCCUGGGAACAGCCUGGGUGCUGUGGAACCCCAGCCCCCAUCCACCGGCAGCCAGUCCCACUUUCCAGCCUGCCUCUCAGAAAAGGCCCCCAAAAUGUGCUGGCCCUGUUUGUGUUCCCCCGUAACUGGCCGUUUGCUGCCCUCUGUGGGAAGGGAGCUUGGCAGUGUGGCCCUUGGGACCACACUGGGACCUUGCACGUGACUCUGGGACCUCGUAGAGUUGUCUGAAAACGGGGUGGGGGCUGCAGAGAGGACGCGGCUAAGGCACGGGUGAUGGAAGCCUUCAACAUGAAUUGCAGCAGAGCCAGGGACAAAGCCCGGCCUGCUGACCCCACGUGGGCAGCGUUCCACUCCAGCAAGAUGCUUCUAUUUCCUUUUCUCUCUGUAAAGUGUUUCUUUUCAUUGUCAGAAUGCUUUCACAUCACAUCUCGUUUGAUUGUUACCGUGACCUUGUGAAGCACGCAGGGCAAGUGUUCUUGCUUGUUAGAGAUGAGGAAAUAAAUUACUGAAAGGGGACAUCUCUGGGCCUCGCACUGCAGGUGCAUGGUGGCACCAACAGUUGGGGAAAGCCCCAGGUUAGACACGGCCCCUCCUCCUGUAACACCAGUUUGGGGGAGGAAAGCUUUUUGUUUUUGCUCUCUUAAAAGAUGGGUCCCACGUGUACAGGGGCAGAAUUGUCAGGCCUCAAGCUUUAGCUGAGCAUUGGCUCCUUGGUGUGUGCGCUUACUGGCUGGGAGGGCGCACAGCGGCGCAGUCCAAGGGGCUGGAUAAGGGAUAUCCCCCUCUGGGACAUCUGAGGGGUGGAAUUAUAGAUGGGCCAGGGUUUCUUGAUUCUACCCCAGUGCCAUCCCUACCGCACAAGUGUCCAUUCUGUUUUGUUGAAGCAGUCGCUGUUCCCUUAUCCAGAACGGGUAACUCGUUCUCCCUGCGGAGGGAGAGACCGUGGCUUCCAUUCAUUCAGCUCCCUCAUGCAUACUUUUAUUAGGCAAUAGACUAGUUAAGAUAAUUGUUUCUAUGUACUGUAUAUUUUGUACCUGUUUACACUUCUAAUAUUGAUAUAACAGAUAUUUUGAAAAACAAAUGAAAAGGAAACAUCCUGUUAAAAUAAAACCUAACCAGCACCGAG